AUGUCUUGUGUGAUUGGCAUGCGUAUUCAAAUUCGCCUAGACAAUUAUCUAUUUUUUCAAAAAUUUUGGGAGUUUUGUGAAAGUUAUGAAUCUCGUGCACAAACCAACCUCGACUUUUCUACUGUUACAGCCGCAUCAAAAUGCUGUUGGUGGUCGUUUUUUUCGGUGUAUGAAUAUAAAAUACCUGCUUUGGUACGCAAACUUGGAUGUUUUAUGAGUCUUGAGCCACUCUUCUAUCCACGGAAGCAUGCCACCAAGAACUUUUCAAUCUGGAUGUGCCCACUAUUCCGACAGGAGACAGCCCUUCAAGACACUAAGAGACCAAGGGUCGUGCGGCUUUGA
Molecule: messenger RNA, 342 nt
Organism: Kuraishia capsulata CBS 1993
Lineage: Eukaryota; Fungi; Ascomycota; Pichiomycetes; Pichiales; Pichiaceae
Exons: 1
Coding region: 1-342 (113 amino acids)
Source: RefSeq, a predicted model, not a curated record